This is a messenger RNA of Bursaphelenchus xylophilus (pine wood nematode), 284 nucleotides long. NCBI's taxonomy places the organism in Eukaryota, Metazoa, Nematoda, Chromadorea, Rhabditida, Aphelenchoididae. The record is from the annotation of a GenBank genome assembly.
AUGUCGGUCAUUUCCACACUGAAGCACCUUAUACAGAGAAGAAACCAAGGUAGAUAGAGUUAUGUCACUUUAGUUUCCGUUACGAUUGGGGCAUCCAAUUUUUAAUUUCAGCCACCUUAUCCUGCUUCGAAUCCCCUCGAGAGGCAUUAUUAUCCGAUGGAGAGAGUAAUAUCCGACUUCAGAGAGAAUUCUUGGCUAGAGUAAACGAUGGCAAAGUGAUGAAAGUGAAGAAGAUUACGCUUACCGAGCCCUUAUUGGGCAAAAAGAGCUUCAAAUUGGAUUAA